Brassica napus (rape) is the source of this 4530-nucleotide messenger RNA. RefSeq names its product receptor like protein 24-like. Lineage: Eukaryota; Viridiplantae; Streptophyta; Magnoliopsida; Brassicales; Brassicaceae. The record is from RefSeq and is a predicted model, not a curated record. The coding region runs from base 917 to 3646 and encodes 909 amino acids. The transcript has a single exon. Gene Ontology annotation, molecular function: protein binding.
AAGACAUAUAAAACUGAUUAGAUAUAACAUAUAUAAAAUCAUAUAAAUAAUUAAAGUAAUAUAAUAUUAUUAAUAAUAAUGAUGCAUAUAAAUUUCUCCUUAUGUUCCAUAAUAUAAAAUUUUUUACAUGAAUGCACAAGAAUUAAGAAACUUACUUUUUAAAAAGAUAAUGUCAUUAAUAAUAUAAAAGGAAAAUAAGUUAACCAAUCAUAAAUAAAGUACUUUAAAAAUAUCAAAACAUAAAACAUCAAAACUUUUUCAAAACAUCUUAUAUUAUGGAAUGGAGGGAGUAUAAAUUAAUUUAAAAUUAGAGUAAAUAGCAAUCAAUUAUUAAAGUAUAUUUACUUUAGAAAUAUUUAUAUCCGUACAUGAAUAUGGAAAAAUCACCUAGUAUAUAUAUAUUAAGAAAUAUUUGAUGAGGACCCCAUUCGGGUUGUUCUCAGAAAACACCUCCGCUAAUUUACCAGACCAAUUGAAGAUUCUAAUUCCAUUAGCUGAUGACCGGUUUUUGUGUUUGAUACAUCAUACAUGUAAGGUCUUCUGUUAGCUAAACCAGUCAAAGUUAUACGCUAGAAAAAUCAAGUAACGUUGAUUUCACUUCAUGAUUUGAGUGGCAAUUAGCUCCACUUAGCCUACUUUUUUUUUCCAAGCUAGAAUACAAAGACUUCACUUAGCUUAGCUCUACUUCUUCUAGGUCAAGUUGCCUGGGAGACAUAGCUCAAGUUGAAGCCCACGUAUUUUUCUUUAAACCACCAACCUUCUCUCUCAUUUUUCUUAUAAAAAAAAUAUAUCAAGUUUCCUGGGUGCUUAGCUAAAGUUGAAACCCACGUAUUUUGUAUGCCACCAACCAUCUCUCUCAUUUUUCUUAUACCAAAAUAUAUCAAGUUGUCUAGGUGCGUCGCUCAAGUUGAAGCCCAUGUAUUUUUUUUAUUUAUACCACCAAUCUUCUCUCUCAUUUUUCUUAUACCAAAAUAAAUAUUCUUCAACAGUUUUCAUAAAGACAAUGCUUGAAUCCCGUGUGCGUUUGUAUUUUCUCAAGCUAAUCUUGCUCUGUUGUGUCCUCCCUUCAAGCUCCUUCACUAUAAACAUCGACAAUAGUAGUUACGUUGCUUGUGGUCCCCAUCAGACUCAAGCUCUCACUGAGUUCAUGAAUGAGUUUGAUAGCAGCCACUGCAACCUCACCGAUCCAUAUAAUGGAGUCUGGUGCGAUAACUCGACCAGUGCGGUCACAAAGCUACGACUCAGGGCCUGCCUCAGUGGAACUCUAAAGCGCAAUAGUAGUCUCUUCAGGUUACACCAUCUUCGUUACCUUGUCCUCAGUCAAAACAACUUCAUCUCAUCUUCACUUCCUUCGGAAUUUGGCAAUCUCAAAAGGUUAGAGGUCUUAUCUCUUAAGAAAAAUGGCUUCGUUGGACAAGUUCCUUCCUCAUUUAAUAGCCUAAGCCUUCUUUCCGUUCUAGACCUUUCCCAAAAUACACUCACCGGUAGUUUCCCACCUGUACGAAACCUAGUAAAGCUCUCGGUUUUAGACCUUUCUUAUAAUCAUUUCUCUGGAACUUUAAAUCCCAACAGUAGCCUAUUUGAGUUGCACCACCUUCGUCACCUUGAUCUAUGUGUCAACAACUUCAGUUCAUCAAUGCCUUCUGAAUUUGGAAAUCUCAACAGACUAGAGGUCUUGUCUCUUUGCUCCAGUGACUUUUUCGGGCAAGCUCCUCUCACUAUUAGUAACCUAACCUCGUUAAUGGAAUUGUACCUUGACCACAACCAGCUCACCGGUAGUUUCCCACUUGUACAAAAUCUAACCAAACUCUCAUUUGUAGAUUUCAGUUAUAAUCACUUCUCUGGAACCAUUCCUUCUCUAGUCAAUAUGCCUUUCUUAUCAAUUAUAGAUCUGCGUAGAAACGAUCUCACCGGAUCUCUUAAAUUUCCUAACUCAUCUAGGCUCGAGUCCAUGUACCUUGGGAAUAACCAUUUUGAAGGAAAAAUCAUAGAGCCUAUCUCAAAGCUCAUCAGCCUCAAGGUUCUUGAACUUUCUUUCCUUAACACAAGCUAUCCAAUAGACAUAAGUCUCUUCUCCCCUCUCAAAUCUUUGUUGCUCCUUGAUCUUUCUGGUAACAGUAUAUCUCCGGACAGUCUAGGUUCAAAUUCAGACAUCCCAACCAACUUGGAGAAUUUGUGGUUAACUGGAUGCAGUAUCAGCGAGUUCCCAAAUGUGGUAAAGAACCUUGAGAGGUUGGAGUUUAUAGGAUUGUCCGACAACAGAAUCAAAGGAAAAGUCCCUGAGUGGUUGUGGAACCUUCCUCGUCUAAACACAGUGUUGGUUUCAAAUAAUUUGUUUGAUGGUUUCGAAGGUCCAGUGGAUGUUUUGGUAAAUUCAUCGGUGAAGAAUUUAUUUAUGGAUCAAAACAGUUUUGAAGGAGCAAUUCCAGUUCUACCACUCUCGAUCAACGUCUUCUCUGCAUCACACAACAGAUUCACAGGGAGCAUACCUCUUUCAGUUUGCAACUAUAGGUCUCUCACGGAUUUGAGGAUAGGUUUCAACAACCUCACGGGUCCAAUUCCUCAAUGCUUGAGUAACUUGACGCUUGUGAAUCUCCGGAAGAACAACUUGGAAGGAAGUAUUCCUGACGCCUUUUAUCUCAGUUCUUCUCUACGAUCACUUGAUGUUGGACACAAUCAACUCACGGGGAAGCUUCCAAGAUCUCUUCAAAACUGCUCAUCUCUAGAGUUUCUAGUUGUGGACCACAACAGAAUCAAAGACAAGUUUCCUUUUUGGCUCAAGGCUUUACCGAAUUUGCAAGUCCUUAUCCUCAGUUCUAACAAACUCUAUGGCUCUAUAUCUCCUCCUGGUCAAGGUCCCCUCGGGUUUCCGGAGCUGCGUAUAUUUGAAAUAUCUGAUAAUGAAUUUACUGGAAGCUUGCCACCAACAUACUUUGUCAAUUGGAAAGCAUCAUCACUUACAAUGAAUGAAGAUGGUGGUCUAUAUAUGGUAUACAUUAAAAGUACUUCCGGGAGACUAUCCUAUUUCAACGUAGAAACUAUAGAUUUGAAAUACAAAGGUCUAUCUAUGGAGCAAGAGAAUGUCCUUACCUCCUACGCCACCAUUGAUUUUUCUGGGAAUAAAAUUGAAGGACAGAUUCCUGAAUCCAUUGGUCUUCUGAAAGCAUUGAUUGCACUCAACUUCUCAAACAACGCCUUCACAGGUCAUAUUCCUAUGUCUUUCUACAGUUUGAGCAAUCUCGAGUCAUUAGACCUAUCAAGCAACCAACUCUCAGGGACUAUUCCUAAUGGAUUAGCCAGCCUCUCAUUUUUGGGGUACAUAAAUGUGUCUCACAACCAACUCAAGGGCGAAAUACCUCAAGGAACACAGAUUACGGGGCAACCUAAAUCUUCAUUUGAAGGGAAUGCAGGGCUUUGUGGUCUUCCUCUCCAGGAAACUUGCUUUGGGACUAAUGUGCCACCAACACAACAACCUAAGGAGGAAAAAGAAGGAGAAGAGGAAGAAGAAGUGUUGAACUGGAAAGGUGUGGCAAUAGGGUAUGGACCUGGAGUGUUACUUGGAUUAGCAAUAGCACAAGUCAUUGCUUCAUACAAACCUGAGUGGCUCGUUAAGAUAAUUGGUUCGAACAAGCGCAUAAGGCGUUAGGAAUGUUUUUGGUUUGUGUAUGAUCCUUCAAUGUAUGUCAAGUGGUUGAUGUGAUUCCUCUUGUAUGGAAGCAUCUAUUUAUGUGUGUUUCAUUAUCUGAUGCUUUGUUCUGCUUCGUUUUUUUAUUAAGUCUGGAUAAGAGGAAGGUUGGCAAUAUUUGAAUGCUUUACAAAUCUGGAUUCCAAUGUAGUUUUUUUUUUUUGCUUGCAAAAGUAGACAGCAUGUGUUUUAUUGUUUCCACGUUAAAUACCUUUACACAAUUCUGAAAUCUGCGGUGAAAAGAGAUUAUUGAUGUAAGUUUAUUAACCCUCAUUCCAAAUGUUUUUUCAAAUCUAUGAAAACAAUGUACACAAAACAUUAAAUAAAUUAUUAAUUUUUUUAUAAGGAUCAUAAAUGCAUAAUCGAACAAAUUUUAAAUUAUUUGUUUCUAACAAAAAGGUACAUUAAUUCAAAUUUUAUCAAAAUAGUUCAAAAAAAAUACAUAGCUUUCAAAAAUAGUAGUAGAUUUUAAAUCUAAUAGGGAUAAAAAUAAUGUAGAUUGAUGGUUAGAACUAUGAUGCAAAUAUAUGACAAAAAAAUCAUUUUCUGUUUAAAAUCGACAAUUCAUAUCAUUAUUACAUUUCAAUAAUGAGAAUGUAUUGUUCUUCAAUAUAAAUCUUUAAUUAAAUUUCCAAAAAACACUACACUAAAAAAAUAAAUGAUAAAACAUAGAAAUAUAAAAACCCAAUUUUUAAGAUACAAAAAAAAUAUUAAUUUUUAAAUCAGUUCAGACCAAUAAAAUAAAAAUUACACUUUAUAUGCGCGGAUUAAAAUCUAGUUAUUAAUUAAAGAUGAAAAUCACUAUUACUUCAAAAGCUAAGCCUUUAUUACCUCCUAAAUAUCAA